AUGGAUAUACUAAAACAUCGCUCUGUUCAAACGCAAUCAAUUCAAAAGAUUGCAAAUUCUAUUGCAAAAAAUCCAGGAAAUGCUAAAACGCGCAUUAAUGGUGGAAUUGAACCUUCUUUUCUGGAACAACUGUGGUCAUUUAUAACACCAGAACAUACUGGGGUAGUUUCUUUGCAUGCAGUCAAUAAACUAAUCUCUCUUGUAACUAUAGGUGCUAUACCAUGGGAAGAAACUUUGAAUCAUUUGACAGAUUUGUUAUCAACAUCUUCAGGCGACUCAAAAUUUCAUAACGUUAUAAUUACAGGAAUAACGGAUCUUCUAAUUAAUCAUUUAGAUGGAAAUAUUGAUUCAGUAGAAUAUAAAUCACCGUUCAAUAGUAGGGCAAGAAAUUAUGAAGGGAAAAUAGAUCACCCUUUUAUUAUUGUUGCUAAUUCUGAUAUUAUUAAACUAGAAGAAACAUGGUUAAUAUUGAUUUCACAUUUAGAAAGGAUUUUUGAUUUGUCAAGAGUAAAGUUUUCAGCAUCACAACAUAUCAUGAAAGAAAAGAGAUCAUUACAUUAUUUAAUAAACUGUCUUGAAAUGAUGAAACCUUUCCUAGAUUUUGUUAUAUUAAAUGGCUUACAACAACAUAAUAAAAACUACCGGUCUUUAACUAUUAUACAACUGCUGAUUCGAUUAAUGUAUAAAUAUGGAAUUUAUGAGAUAUUUAUCAAGACUUUGAUGAAUUAUUUACUUUCAAUAACACAAAGUUUAUCAUUUAUUGAUGAUAAUGUGAAUACUUAUAUUAUCAUACAAUCACUUGUGCAAAUAAUAAAUAUCAAUAAUAAAACCAAUUCUAUUCUUAAUGAAUGUUCAUCAAAUUUGCUUAAUCAAAUGUUUAAUAUCACUUGUGAUUUAAUCAACAACGAUGACAAUCUAUCAAUAACAACAACAAACAAUUAUAUUCCUCUAAUUUAUCAACUAUUAAUAUUAGAUGAUGGAAAAAUCCUCAUUGCAGAUUUAGAAAAAGGAGAAAUCAGAAAUUUAGCAAUGGUAAUUCUUUUCAGAUUACAAAAAUUUCAAAAUUUAAAAAUUAAUCAAAAUUUUUUAUCUAAAGAGUUAUCAUCAGAAAUAUAUAAUUUAUCAUCAUCAACUUUUCAAAAUAAAAAAAUUCAAAAGUCUAAUAACACACAGAUUAAUUUAUUGUUUCACAUUCCAUAUUUAUUUCAUGAAAACGACACAAGUAAAAUUGAAGCUUUGGAUUAUCUUACAUCAGUAAUAACUGAAGAUAUGCAAAUGGCAAAAUCAUUAAAAUUGCCAAUAUUUUUGUUAUUAUUAUACAUUCUAAGGAAUGAUAUUUCAUCAUCUAUUCAUCUUCAUAUCUUGUAUGAUUCUUUACCAUCAUUAAUCACAAGAAACGAUCCAAUUAUCACAACUAAAAUUUUUAAAGUUAUCACUAAUAUUAUGCAAGAGGAAGAGUUAAAUUUAAAUAAUAAUGAUGGUAUUUAUUAUUAUAAAUUAUCAACAAUUGGUAUAAGGGUUUUAUUUAAAUGCUGGAAAAGACAAAAAAGAUGUUGGGAAGCUUUAAUAUCUGUGAUAAGUAAUUGGGUAGAAGAUAGACUACUUAAGACUUCAAUUGAUAUUAAAAGGGAAGAUUUUGAACUGGAAAUAUCAAUACUGAGUACUAUCAGAGAUAUUUGUAAGAUAGAUGCAGUAAAUUAUUCUGAAGAAUUAAUUCCUUUAAUAUCAAGUUUACUUCAAUCAACAAUAUUACAUCCAAUUAGUUUAUGUUUAGUAAUUGACACUUUAAAUACAUGUAUUGAGGCCAAUGCUGCAGAUAUUUAUGAAGUUUGGAAUAAAUUCAUUAUUUAUAUUGCAGAAAUUGUGAAAAUAAAUAAAAUUUCAAAUUUACAAGUAAUUAGUAUGUUAUGUAAUUUUUAUCAAUUGGUAGCGAAACAUGAUGAUGAUUGUGAAGAAUAUGAAGAACUUAAGAAUGAGGUUUUAUCAAAACACAUGUAUCCAUUAAUUUCUACUGGAGAGGCCCCAAAUAGCUUAAAAGAUAAAGAAAAUGACAAUGUUGAUGAUGAACAAGAGAAAAAAAAACCUUUUGAGUUUCAAAAAAAUCAAGAGAUUUUAAAAUGCGCAUUAAAAGCAUUAUCAUUUUUUUCUGCAACUUGUAUCCUUUCAACAAUUUUUUCCAAGCAACCAAAGAUUAUUGUUAAUCAAAUAAGUCAUUCUAAAUAUUUAAGUCAGAUUGAUGAAUGGAAAUUUGUGCUGAGUAAUUUGAUUUCUUAUGAAAUUGAAAAUAUGAGUCGUACAUUAUUCAAAGUUAAAGGUAGUUUGUUUUCAAUCAGUUCAAAAAUUAUUGAAUCAUGGGAAAGUGGAAAGGUUGUGCCAGGAUUAAGAGUUGGCUAUUCAUUAGCAACAUUAAAUUUUUUCGAAUCAUCAUUACCAUUAUCAUCCUCAACAAUGAUACUUGAUAAAGAAGAGCAACAAAAAAAAGAUGACCUUGUAAAUAAAAUAGAAUUUAUAAAAUCAACUAAAUUUUAUAAAUUGUUGAUGAAUGUAAUUCAAGAUGUUAAUUUAACAGAUCAUUGGAUGAUUAGAAUUGGUGUGAUUGCUGAAUGGACUAAAUUUUUUGAAAAUGGCUUACAAGAAAUUUUUUCAAUAACAAUUAACAGUCAAAAUAAUUUUGAUUUUAAUAAUGAAGAAGAAAUAAUAAAUAUUUUAAAAGAUGAUUUGAUUAAGUUAUUAUCUGAAACUAGUCUAUGCUUAGCUUUGAGAUCACUUAAUAAUGUAUCAAAAGAGCAAUAUGCUGCAAAUAUUUUAAGAUGUUUAAGAGAUAAUUAUUUUGUUGAUGGAUCAUUUCAAGACACUGUUGAAAAACAUGAAAAUCAAGAUAUAAGCUUGAUUACAAGUGAUGAAGUACAAUUUAGUGUUAUGAUUUCUUUAGGAUAUUUAACAACCUUGGCAUCAUUUCCCACUAGAACUCCUGAAAUGGAAAAUAAUUGUUCACAAACAAUUCAAUUCCUUGAAGAAUAUUUUUUUCAAUCAAAUAAUAACCCAGAAACAGAAUCACCAGUAUUAUUGAUUGAUUCAUAUUUAGGUUUUAUGCUUGGAUUAUCAGGGGUUAAUCAUGAAGAAGUUAAAGAAGUCAAGACAAUUUAUCAAAAAGCAUUAUCUGAUUUAAAAAAGUUUGUCGAGUUAAAUGGAAAAGUUGAAAAUGAUCAUAAGCGGCGGAUUUUAGGUUCAGCUUGGUUUGUUGCAUUUUCAAAAUUUGAAAGAUAUGAUGAAAAUAUUAUUGAACUUUUUGAAAAAUUAACAAAAUGGACUGGAUAUGAUGUUCAUUUUACUCAAACUUAUUGUUAUGUAUUACAAACUGUUCUAUUAAUCAUACCAAUAAGAGCAAUAUUACCUAAUUUACAGAAAUUUAAUGCCCAAUUGAGCUCUCAAAUAGAAGUUCUUUCAUCACCAGGAUCUAAUUCUAAAAAACGUCAGAAUGCAAUUUUGGCUUUAGGUUCUUUAUCAGGGGUGAUAUAUCCACACAAUUUUUUUUAUGAAAAGGCCAAUUCAUAUUUGUUUAAAUCUAGACCAUUUACAGUGAUCAAUCAAGUAUUGGAUACAUUAAAAAAUAUAGCAGGUGUACCAUCAUCAUCACCAUCUAGUACUGUUUUUGCUGGAGCAGCAGAAAUAAUGAUUAAAGAUGUGAAAGGUGCAAGGCUGGCAGCUAUUAUUUUGGGCAAGAUGACACAAAGUGUUGAUAAACUUUUAGUUGAAAGUAAUGAUGUUCUAAUAAAAUCAGUAUCAAAAAAUAUUGCUGACACAGAACCUAAAAACUAUUCUAGAUUACCUAAUUCAAGCUAUUUGAAAUUUUUAUUUGUAGCAUUAACAGAUGUAACAGAUAUUUUUUCAAGUAAAAGUCGCUAUGUAUAUAUGAAUUCUCCAGAAUCUACUAUAUCAAUAGAAUCAGCACAAUUGUUUUUUUCAACACUUAUGAAUGUCAAUCAAGUUUUUCCACCAGUAAAUUGGUUCCCCUUACUUGUAGAAUUUAAUAAACCAAACUUUAAACAAUUUAAAUUGCAUAUUGAAAGUAUUAAGUUUGCAAUAAAAUAUUGUGAUUGGUCAGCAUCUUUAACAGAAUACCUUAUGUAUGUAUUAAUGAAAUUCCCUGAUAUUCAAGUUAUAUCUGAUGAUGGUGAUGAUUUUAAUAGUGGUGACUUAGGAUUUGAAGAGAUACUUGUUAAUGAUGGAAUUGCUAAAAUUUUACAACUUUAUGGAUUUGAAAAAAAUGAAAAUGACAUAAUUACAGAAAUCAAAAGGCCAACAACAUCUUCAUCAUCUUCAGUUGCUAUUAAGCAAAGGCGAGGAAUCAAUGACAUUUUAAAAAAAUCAACAAUUCAUGAUUCUCGUCUUUUAGAAAUCUUUGAUGUUUUAUUUGAAAAGUUAUUUGAAAAAGUGGAAAAUAAAUAUUUAAAAAUUAUUAAGGGAUUACAGAUAAAAUUUCUAAGAACGAUAAAUUAUUAUAUUCCAUCAAAUGACAAAACAUCCAACACUGAAGAUUAUUUGACCAUAACCCAACAAGAAUUAAUUAAACGAUUAAAAAAACAUUUCUACAAUUUUAAAAUAUCAGAUUUGAAAGAACAAGAUGUUUACAUAAUACAACUGUUUACAAAAACUUGUAUGUUUUCUAAUGAUGAUAUUAUAAAAGGUGAUCAGUUGUAUGAAAAUGAGGAAGAAUUCAAGAAAUAUGUUGUAACAAUUUGUACAAUGGUCCAAUUGAAUCGUGUAGAUUCAAAAUAUCUUAUAAAUUUAUUACAAGAAAAAAUCUUUGAUGUUUUAUUUGAAAAGUUAUUUGAAAAAGUGGAAAAUAAAUAUUUAAAAAUUAUUAAGGGAUUACAGAUAAAAUUUCUAAGAACGAUAAAUUAUUAUAUUCCAUCAAAUGACAAAACAUCCAACACUGAAGAUUAUUUGACCAUAACCCAACAAGAAUUAAUUAAACGAUUAAAAAAACAUUUCUACAAUUUUAAAAUAUCAGAUUUGAAAGAACAAGAUGUUUACAUAAUACAACUGUUUACAAAAACUUGUAUGUUUUCUAAUGAUGAUAUUAUAAAAGGUGAUCAGUUGUAUGAAAAUGAGGAAGAAUUCAAGAAAUAUGUUGUAACAAUUUGUACAAUGGUCCAAUUGAAUCGUGUAGAUUCAAAAUAUCUUAUAAAUUUAUUACAAGAAAGUUUAUCACACUCAUCUAAUAACAAAAAUAUUUUAAUAUUUUCAUGGAUUCUUUUUACCAUCCAUUUUGACAUAUUCAAUAAUACUAAAAAAUCAAACAAAAAAAAAAUCUUGAGAUCAAAAUUAGAAUGGCUUGUCAACUUGAUGGAUGUUUUGAUUAUAGUAACCAAUUCUCCUAAUCAAGAAUCAUCAUCAAUUAACAAAAUAUGGUAUUAUGGCAUUAAUUUGGUGAUGAAUGGUUUAAUUAAUUUAAGUUGGUGUGAAGAUGAUGUUAACAUUGAUAAUAUUAUUGAUGGUAAUAAUGGUGGUGCUACUACCCUUGCUAAUGCUAUGAUCAAUUCAUGUUUUAUUGAUUGUCAGAUAUUUGAUGAGAAUUUUAUGAGAAUUUUCAAUAAUCCUGUUAUUGUGAAACAACUUCCAAAUUUAAUUAUCAAAGAAAUUCAACAAUCAGUUGAUAUGGAUGAUAAUGGGUUUAACACAUUAAAUGAAAAGGUAACUAAAAGAUUUCUACAGUUAUUUGAAAAUUUGAGGAAAGAUAAGGCAAACGAGGCAAGCCAUAUAUUUUGGGAAAUUUUAAAUAGAUUGAGAUCACCUAAAAUCGGGCUUAUUUCAGAUAAUGAAAGUUGGGUAUUAUUUGAAUAUUAA
Molecule: messenger RNA, 5850 nt
Organism: Entrophospora sp. SA101
Lineage: Eukaryota; Fungi; Glomeromycota; Glomeromycetes; Entrophosporales; Entrophosporaceae
Source: the annotation of a GenBank genome assembly